UGGCUUCCAUGGACCAUGGGCUACCCUUUGGGACUCCAUUAUUGGGGAAAUUUCUUGCCAUCUGUCAUUAAAAAGUGUUUCACAGCCAAUGGUGCAGAUUACAGGGGAACUCAGAACUGGACAGCACUGCAAGGCGGGAAGCCAUGUUUAUUCUGGAACGAGACUUUCCAGCAUCCAUACAACACUCUGAAAUACCCCAAUGGGGAGGGUGGCCUGGGCGAACAUAACUAUUGCAGAAACCCAGAUGGAGAUGUAAGCCCCUGGUGCUACGUGGCAGAGCAUGAGGACGGGGUGUACUGGAAGUACUGCGAGAUUCCUGCUUGUCAGAUGCCUGGAAACCUUGGCUGCUAUAAAGAUCAUGGAAACCCACCUCCUCUAACUGGCACCAGUAAAACAUCCAACAAACUUACCAUACAGACCUGCAUCAGUUUCUGUCGGAGUCAGAGGUUCAAGUUUGCUGGGAUGGAGUCGGGCUAUGCGUGCUUCUGUGGGAACAACCCUGAUUACUGGAAGUACGGGGAGGCAGCCAGCACCGAGUGCAACAGCGUCUGCUUCGGGGAUCACACCCAGCCCUGCGGGGGUGAUGGCAGGAUCAUCCUCUUUGAUACUCUUGUUGGUGCCUGUGGUGGGAACUACUCAGCCAUGACAUCCGUGGUCUAUUCCCCUGACUUUCCUGACACCUACGCCACAGGGCGGGUCUGCUACUGGACCAUUCGGGUCCCAGGAGCCUCCCACAUCCACUUCAACUUCACCUUGUUUGACAUCAGGGAUUCUGCAGACAUGGUGGAGCUGCUGGACGGCUACACCCACCGCGUCCUAGUCCGUUUCAAUGGGAGGAACCGCCCACCUCUGUCCUUUAAUGUCUCUCUGGAUUUUGUCAUUUUGUAUUUCUUCUCUGACCGCAUCAAUCAGGCCCAGGGAUUUGCUGUCUUAUACCAAGCGAUCAAGGAAGAACUGCUACAGGAGAGGCCCACUGUCAACCAGACGCUGGCCGAGGGGAUCACAGAGCAGGCCAACCUCAGUGUCAGUGCUGCCCGCUCCUCUAAAGUGCUCUACGUCAUCACCACCAGCCCCAGCCGUCCACCACAGACUGUCCCAGGUAGCAAUUCCUGGGCACCAGCAAUAGGGGCUGGCAGCCACAGAGUGGAAGGAUGGACAGUAUAUGGCUUAGCGACCCUCCUCAUCCUCACAGUCACAGCCAUUGUGGCAAAGAUACUUCUGCAUGUCACAUUCAAAUCCCACCGUGUUCCUGCUUCAGGGGACCUUAGGGAUUGCCGUCAACCAGGGCCUUCAGGGGAAAUCUGGAGCAUUUUUUAUAAGCCUUCUACGUCAAUUUCCAUCUUUAAGAAGAAGCUCAAGGGUCAAAGUCAACAAGAUGACCGUAAUCCCCUUGUGAGUGACUAAAACCCCAUCAUACUUAGGACACGGGAUCCCUCUUUGAGCUCAAAGCUGCCAAGGUCAACCUUGCCAUGGUUCUCCUCUGACAAAGACCAGCUCUUCCCUGCCGCCCCAUCCUGAAACUGAGAAGGAACACCAUGCUGUAGGGGCAGUGCAGCCCGGAUUCCUCCUGCUUCAUCAGCUGCACUUGGGAGAGAGACUCAAGGCCCAGCGCCAAGCCCUCCCUGCAUCUCUCUCUGGUCUAGCAAUGGGGGUGCCAGACAGGGAGGCCAAAAUGACAGAGAUGGUGGCAGCUAGCACUGGGCUCAGGUACAUUCUAGACGACGGCUGGGUGGUGGGUAGGGUUAGUGCACACUGAGCUUUUCUUCUCUGUUUUGUCCACACACAGAUCAGUUUGCUCCGGUCUUUACCGUUUGGAACAGGGCCAGGCUAGAACAAUUCUCAGGUCUCUUGAGGGCUGGCCUGGUUCCACACAAGUAUGGGCUCCUGGGUAUCAGCAGCCCCAAAUCAUGAAGAGGGCUGGUCCUCUGUACUGACUCUGGAGCUUUACUGUCGGAGGACUGGACUGGGAUAGGCCUAUUCCAGAGGGCCUGAGGGGAAGGGCUAGUGACCCCCGUUCGAAUCAAACCUGAUGCCUUCCAUACACAUGCUUUUUUCUAGAGGCUUCUUUCAGUAGCUCAGUGAGCUACAGAGCAAGCUUGAGGGGUGGGAUAUAAAACAUCCACUCAUUUAUUUCUGCUACAGACUCUACUGGAAGUAUUUGUAGGCACUCGGUAGCUCCUUUUGAAUUGGAUUUUUUUUGGUGGUGAGCAGUACUGGGGAUUGAACCCAGGACCCUGCACAUGCUAGGCAAGUGCUCUACCA
This is a messenger RNA of Chinchilla lanigera (long-tailed chinchilla), 2262 nucleotides long. RefSeq names its product kringle containing transmembrane protein 1 (gene Kremen1). NCBI's taxonomy places the organism in Eukaryota, Metazoa, Chordata, Mammalia, Rodentia, Chinchillidae. Gene Ontology annotation, cellular component: plasma membrane. Bases 16 to 1404 code for a protein of 462 amino acids. Gene Ontology annotation, biological process: multicellular organism development; Wnt signaling pathway. The transcript has 9 exons. The record is from RefSeq and is a predicted model, not a curated record.